Messenger RNA from Amoebophrya sp. A25, 2728 nucleotides. Lineage: Eukaryota; Dinophyceae; Syndiniales; Amoebophryaceae. The record is from the annotation of a GenBank genome assembly.
CGGAGAGCCCCCGCACCAGCUAGAACGCAAGGAACAGCAGCUUCAAAAACUACUCCGAGGAUAACGGGAGACGAGAGGCUGGAAGCGCAACAAAGUCACGACACAAGUAUCAGCCAAAAUUUGGAUGACAUUCCAAGAAAUUCCGGGUCUCGAGCAGAUGUUCUUGAGGAAGCAAAUUCUGAUAAUGACACGACCGUGGGUCGAUUUUCUGCUUGGCUCGGAAACACCAUGAUUGGGUGUGGCGGCAGGUCCGACGCUUCGAUGAGCAGUGCUUGUGUGGCUGAUCUGAGAUCAGACGAGUGCAGGCUCUGCAGAAGAUGGAGAGACGAGGACGCGGAGCUCGGAAUACACUCGCUGCCUCUUGGCGCGCCUCCGUACCUGAGAGCGCGCGCGAGAAUGCUGGAAGAGCUGGAACACUCGAGAAGAGCAAAUCGAAUGAAUCUAAAUCAGCAUGAUUCGUCCUGCAGAGCCACGUGGGCUUAUGAAGCACCGACCGGAUGUGGUGAACCUUCUUGUAUGAAAAUGCGAGAGCAGGCGUGUUCCGCAGCGACCACGACGUCCUGUCGUAUGUUGUACGAUGGCGGCGCUCCUGCUGUUGCUGUCGAAAGCCUAGACCCGCCAUCUAUGAAUGGCGGAAGCAAUGCGGACGAAAAGAACUCGCUCGGUUUUGCAGAGGAGCCAGCAUGCUGUGCCCGUUGGCGCACCGAGCAGGGGCUUAUGGCUAUGGCAUCUUCUGAUUCCCCAUGCUCGAGCCUUCUCCACUUUGGACUCUCGACAACGGAACAACCAACAGACGCACAUACCGCACCUCAGACAUUUUCGUCUAGCCCUACUAGGAGAACUAAAGUAGGAGCAUGGGAAGACCUGAGCCUAGAUUGGAGGAGUGAAGAAGACGACGAUGAAGACUGGGAUGAAAACACAGAGAUGCACGAAUUGCAACCUGGGGAGUUGGUCUGGCGGUACCGCGACUUUGUAUUGUUGUGGCGAUGUCCCGUGACGCAGGAGAUGGGUCCCUCCAGUUGGCGACUGGUAGAUGCGCCUCCUUGUUCUCCAUGUGGAGGAGGUACUGCUGCUGAACAUCUGCAUCAAAGAUCAGAGGUACCGCAACAAACUCUGGGGUCUCAACCACCUCAAGGGUCAUGUGCUACCUUAUCGCACGACGCAUCAGCAAUGGACUCAUCUUUCGAGUUGUCCUUGUCUGAUUUGGUUGCACAAAAAAGCCUGUAUUGUCGCUUGGCUGCAGAGUUUGAACUGGUCCUACAUUUUCUCCACAAGCGGCUGCGAUCCGCAGUAUGGUGGGAACGCAGACUUACGACCGACGCAGACUUUCUCCUGGGCGACGACGCGCAGUCGGGAGCUGCGGGGCAGUCUGGUUCGGUUAUUACGGUCGAGGCUAUAUUGGAGAGCCUGCAGCCUGCCGCACACUAUCUUGCGGCAGCAGAGGCCAUUGAGGAAAUUCCGCCGAUGCAACGGUGGAGCCUCUUUCGCGAGUAUGUGGAUGCACUAUGUUCCGGGAAGCGCGCUGGUCCUGAUUUGUAUAAGUGGAGGCGUAAUAAAAUCAGAGCUCCUGGAGCUGCUAUUCCGACGUCCGGAGGUCGUCAUGGCCAGGUGGCGCAAAAUAGACCCACAACUCGAGGAGACCUCAAACAACAUAAAUUAGACCACAUCGAGCGUGCAGGUGAAGAAGAACAAGAAUUUGGGAAGGCAAGCUCGAGCUCAUCUUUCUCUGCUGCGCAUGAGCAGUUAUCCGAUGCAAUUAGGACAGCGAAAACUAGUGGCCCUUGUGCAAGAAGACGCGCAAGGGAAGGCAAGGAAAAAGGAGAGCGCAGAACUACAGGAGGAGGCAGCACUACGUUUCUGCCACGCAGUCCAAGUUUUCUGCAGAUCAUCACUGGGACGCUCAGUUCAUCUGCUUCGUCAAGUAGCGAUGACGAGCCGGAUCUGGCUAGGUCAGAAGAUGAAGUUGAAGUUGAGGAGACGACAGCAGGCUACGGGAUCAGUCGCAGUCGUACUGGUUCUACUUCAACACCUCAUGAUACGAAUUCGCCUUUGAUUGAAGCCCGGUUUAAGCCUCCUUCAGGUGGUGACAUUUUCGAAUGGGAUAUACGAUACGAUAUUUGCCGCACUAUUCUACCGAUGAUAGAUUUGGUCUACAAAAAACCUUAGCUGCCUGCCACCUAAAGAUCCUAUCGCAUGAACAUGAAGAUCAACACACUGAGUAAGAGUACAUUUCCUCCACCCUCCACCAGGUGAAGAUCGCCCAUCUUCACUGUUGCCGGCUCUCAGUCUUGUGUUGAGUUUAUUUUCAAUACGCCCCAGAACCAGAAAUGAUAAUGAUCCAAUGAACCUCAGAAAACGUGGCACGACGCAAGUGGCACUGCGCAAGUGAAUCUAGCACGGGAAGAAGAUGAAGAAGAAGCAGGAGGAGAAGAUUUGCCAUUAUUUUUGAGAACGGAAAGCAUUGGGAUCUUGUUCUACAACAUUGCUGUCUGAGAAUCAUAGUUCACUCUGGGUCCUCUGGGUUGAUCAUAAUUUGAUCCUUUUAAACAAUAUGAUCUUAAAUCAUGUACAACUAGAAGUGUGCCGUCAGUGUGCGCACUUGGCAGACACUUUGCAUGAUUGCCGCUCGUGCUUCGGGAUGCAGAUUGAAAUUGCAUGGAAAGCGUCUUCAUAAAAGACAGAGCGCUGCCAUAAUAUGCAUCAAAAGAAUAAUAACCGUGUCCACGAC